This is a messenger RNA of Cryptotermes secundus, 1125 nucleotides long. RefSeq lists its product as uncharacterized. The annotation marks the transcript as partial. The transcript is spliced from 9 exons. NCBI's taxonomy places the organism in Eukaryota, Metazoa, Arthropoda, Insecta, Blattodea, Kalotermitidae. The record is from RefSeq and is a predicted model, not a curated record.
GUGGUUUGUAUUUAUGAUAGGUGCUCUGCUCUGUUGCAGAAACUCUGGAAAGUGUUCCCUUCGUCAGUAUUACAUCGCCACAGGUUAGAAUGAGUGAGCCACCAAAGCCAGAGUCUAGGAGCGUCGAGAGCAACCAGUCUCUUGGCAGCAGUGUGGAAAAUAUCAUCAAAGAUCUGGACCAUGUGAGCAAAGAAUCCCUGGUCCGCACAUCGAACGUCGAAUCCCAAAUCAGCGGCUAUGACAAGAAGGAAAAGGCACCUAAAAGGGAAAGAAGCCUCAGCAAACUCUGCGGCUGGUGCAGAACAAAACCAGGGGAUACUGACACUGUUCCCGUUCCAGAUGAUGUAGUACCUCCAAAGAAAGAGCAACUGCUUACUCAAGCGCCCAAAUGUGACGAUGAAGAAUCUCUGGAAAGUGUUCCCUUCGUCAGUAUUACAUCGCCACAUGUUAGCAUGAGGGAGCCACCGAAGCCAAAGUCUAGAAGCGUCGAGAGCAAUCAGUCUCUUGGGAGCAGUGUGGAAAAGAUCAUCCAAGAUCUAGACCAUGUUAGCAAAGAUUCCGUGGUCCUCACAUCGAACGUCGAAUCCCAAAUCAGCGGCCAUGACAAGAAGGAAAAGGCACCUAAAAGGGAAAGAAGGCUCAACAAACUCUUCGGCUGGUGCAGAAAAAAACCAAGGGAUACGAACACUGUUCCCGUUCCAGAUGAUGUAGUACCCCCAAAGAGAGAGCAACGGCUUACUCAAGCGCCCAAAUGCAACGAUGAAGAAUCUCUGGAAAGUGUUCCCUUCUUCAGUAUUACAUCGCCACAGGUUAGCAUGAGCGAGCCACCGAAGCCAGAGUCUAGAAGCGUCGAGAGCAAUCAGUCACUUGGGAGCAGUGUGGAAAAGAUCAUCCAAGAUGUAGACCAUGUCAGCAAUGAUUCCGUGGUCCGCACAUCGAACGUCGAAUCCCAAAUCAGCGGCCAUGACAAGAUGGAAAAGACACCUAAAAGGGAAAGAAGGCUCAACAAACUCUUCGGCUGGUGCAGAAAAAAACCAAGGGAUACGAACUCUGUUGACUCUUCCAAAGAUAUAGUACCUCCAAAGAAUGAGCGAAGCAAUUCCCUUACUCAAAUGCUCCAGGAAG